UCUCCCAGAACCUCAGCCAGCCAACCACUGCUGUGAGGAGCCGUUUGGUCACAGUGAGGAGGAUCAAAGGUCACCACAGGUCACUGUCCCAGUCUGUACACCCAGCACCCCUCUGCCCCCCUCACCACCAGCACAGGUCAGGGAGAAGACCCCCCAGCUGUUUACUCYGACCAAACUGAGCUUCACAUCGUCCCAGUCCAGAGGCACCAGCAUGGACCUGUCGGACCUGCCCACCUUCACCCCCACCUCCUUCCCUCCCAGCGCCUUCAACUACGAGCGGCCGAGGCAUUUCAUCCAGUCACAGCCGGCUUUCCAGGCGCCCAGCUAUGAGAGCGUGCUGAAGGAGGCCCAGCAGAACCAGAACCACCAGCUGGUUCUCAGCCCCAGUAGUCCCAGUGCUCCAGAGACUCCGAGCCACGCUGGAACCUCACAGACUCAGGCCUUUUCUCAAACCCAGUCUGUGUCACAGACACAGUCACAGGUUCAGUCUCUGAGCCUCAUUCAGAACCAGACCAGGUCCGUGAGCCAGUCUCAGGUCCAGAACCAGGCCAACGGAACCGCCAAGUCCUCCCCUUCAUCAUCCAGCCUCAACUCUCCUACUUGUGUCUCAGUGUCCUCUGCUGAGGCUCCUCUGUCCUCCUCUGUGUGUUUACUCCCUCCCUCCUCCUCCUCCUCCUCCUCCUCUCUGCCCCGCACCACCAUGCGCUCCACCAUCACCCUCACCCCCAAAGUUCCCAGUGCCACAGGUCUGGGCAGCGCCACCCUGCCAGCCAACCAGGACCCCCUGUCAGCCUCAGCUGCCUACCUCUGCUCCGUGCUGCCCUCCUCCUCCUCCUCCUCCCUGUUCUCCUCCAAACUAUCUCCCAACUGCAGCGUCCCCCACCAGCCCACCACCUCCCCAUCCUGCUCCCCAUGUGCCCCCUCCAGCCCCCUCCUCCCUGUGAAGGCCUCCUCUCUUCCUCAGCCUCCACUGUCCGUGUCCCCCUCCCUCCCUCGCUCCCCUCUGUCCCCCUCCUCCUCCUCCUCCUCCUCUCUCCCACAGCAGGACACGCCCAACAAUCAGAACAUGGUUCCAGCUGCUGUGGUGUCUCUGCCCGCUGGAUACAAGGGCACAGCCAACACCCUUCCUAAACCCAUACUGAAGAAGUCCGUGGCGCCUCGGCCCUCCUCCUCUCGCUCCGUAGAAGAAGAUAUCCAGGGCUCGAAGGACGCUCUCAUUCAGGACCUGGAGAAGAAGCUUCGCUCUAAAGAAGCCAGAAGAAUACACAGUCAGAAACUUUCUUAUGAGGAGCGAAUGGCUCGCAGGCUUUUGGGUCCAGACAGCGCUACSUGUGUGUUUGGCCAAGAGAAUCUGUCAGACUCUCAGCUUGAGCAGCCAGAUUCUCCUGAAGGUCGACACACAGGUGGACUAUGGGGGAGACACCACUCUGGGACAGAUGAAAGGAGCAGUGAGGGGUCAGCUAUCCAGGAGAAAUGUUACGCUCCUCGCUUCCUUCAGAYACCUGCAGACCUGACAGUGGAGGAGGGACGCUUCUGUAGGAUCGACUUUAAGGUCAGUGGUCUUCCAGCUCCAGACAUCUCUUGGUUCCUGGACGGUAAGGCCAUUCGUCCGGACGACUACCACAAGAUGUUGGUGUGUGAGAAAGGCAUGCACUCGUUCAUCAUAGAGAUCAUCACAGUGCACCAUGCCGGGGUGUACGAGUGUGUGGCCAAAAACCGAGCCGGAGAGAGCAGGUUCACCAUGAGGCUUGAUGUAUUAGCUCAGGAAGCCCUCCGCCCUCCCACCUUCCUGCAGAAGAUGUUGAACACCAGAGCCCUUGAGGGUGACACCAUUAGGUUAGAGUGCAAAGUGGACGCUUCUCCUCCUCCUCAGCUUUUCUGGAAGAAAGAUAAAGACAUGCUGCGUAUCGACCCCAACAGAAUGAGUCUGUACCAGGAUGGUUCUGGUCGGCAGUGUUUGCUGAUAGAGAGGCUGACCAAGUGUGAUGCUGGUUGGUACACGCUCUCUGCCAUUAAUGAAGCUGGAAUGUCUACGUGCAACGCCCGCCUGGAUGUUAGCACUCGUACCAGCCCUGCCAUGAAAACAGCUGCCCCCGGCUCCAAAGCGCUGAAGCUGCUGUCCUCUCUGAGCCACGUUCCUGCUGUGAGGGUGGAGAGCCCCGCCCAGCACACGGCGCCGCUGUACGAGAGCGAAGAGCUGUGACGUCCUGGUUCUGACCGUCACACACGAGCACAGCAUGGCAGCAGGCCAGCACACGGCUCAGACUGGAGCUUUUUACAUUUAUAAAACCAAUCAUUGUCCCCUCAGCCUGUGGAACCCAGAGCUGCCCUUUUUAAAGCUGUUUGGGCUAUUUUUAGAGAAACAAGUCCUAAGUUUUACUGUCAGACUGAAUCUGUUGUUUGUCUCUGUCAGAAUGCAGCUCAUCAGGWAUUAAUAGAAAUGAUCUUGAAGAGGCAGCUGCAGCUCAGCCCCCCCMCACACAAGUGUUAAACAGAAACAUGUUUGCUGCUGCUGUAAUGAAAAGUUUAAACAGAAGUUAGAUUCAGUCAGGUUUUCUUGAGUUCAGCUCCAGGUUCGGUGCAGAGAUGUUUAGUGUCUGAAUCACAAGGAGAAAAUCAUGACUUUGCUCAUUUCAUCCCUGUURAAACAGAUAUCAGGAUGUCAGCCUGCACACACACUCGACUCAUUAUUUAAASUGAUCUGUGCUGCUGCAGGAGCUGCUUUUAUCACAAACUCUGUUCAUGUGCAUGCAAGUGAAAAUCUGAGAUGUAACCAUGGCUUCACUCCUUAAACCUGGACCUGAAGAGAUGAAAACUGCCUUUUAUGGGUUAGACUGAAAUUUUGAAUUGCAAGCAGAAGUGUGUCCUCAAGUACUGUUUGUUGUGUAACAAGUUCUAUAUACUGUAUGACAGGAUGAAUGAGAAAUAAAGUUUAACUUUAACCAUU
Messenger RNA from Austrofundulus limnaeus, 2947 nucleotides. It is a transcript of the gene myot, whose product is annotated as myotilin. Gene Ontology annotation, molecular function: cell-cell adhesion mediator activity. The record is from RefSeq and is a predicted model, not a curated record. Gene Ontology annotation, cellular component: axon; plasma membrane. Gene Ontology annotation, biological process: homophilic cell-cell adhesion; dendrite self-avoidance; axon guidance. NCBI's taxonomy places the organism in Eukaryota, Metazoa, Chordata, Actinopteri, Cyprinodontiformes, Rivulidae.